Messenger RNA from Sodiomyces alkalinus F11, 2929 nucleotides. Its product is annotated as CBF-domain-containing protein. Gene Ontology annotation, cellular component: nucleus. Lineage: Eukaryota; Fungi; Ascomycota; Sordariomycetes; Glomerellales; Plectosphaerellaceae. Bases 115 to 2787 code for a protein of 890 amino acids. The record is from RefSeq and is a predicted model, not a curated record. The transcript has 5 exons.
UGGAAAGCCACCACAGCUGCUUCAGACGAGUCCCUCAAGCACGUUCAAGUCCACAAUUGAUCACGAAACUUCAGGUUCUCUGGUUGUAGAUCCCUCUCUCUCCAAGCAGCCACCAUGCCCGCGCAGCUCAAAACGUCGGCCGUUUCCUCUAGCCUCGAAGCAGCCAAUGGACGUUUAUCAAGGAAGCGCAAGAACCACAACGUCAACGACGACAAGGAAAUCCGACGGACGUCAAAACGAAAGAUUUCAAACGGAACCUCACCCCGAGACAAACGACAGGACCUGACGAACCGUGCCAGCCGUUCAAUUGCAACUGUUUCCAACUCGACAACCGACGAUCUUCAAUAUCACCAGAGCCACGAAGACCAUGUUUUGCAACAGGCCCUCCAAGAUCUCGCCUCAAGUUCAAGUAUGAAAAGCCCCAAGACUCAAUUCAUAUUUGCACCCAGACCUGAUUGGCACCGGGCUGAAUUGCAGCCCAUGGUUGAACCUCAGUCGGAGCUUGUUCACCCCUUUAGCAACGCUAUUGGCAAUCUCCACUCGCAUGCGUGGAGUCUGCUUGAAGCCGACUCUGAAGUCUACAGGAAAAGUGUCCUCGUGUCGACUUCACACAAGUUUCUCUCCACUAUCAUGGCUUCCGGGACCGUGUCCGAUAAAGUGUCGGCCCUUACGCUAGCGAUACAAGAGUCCCCUGUCCAUAACUUUAAAGCAUUGGAAGCACUAAUGGGUCUGGCUUCGAAGAGAAAUCGUGGACAAGCCCUCGAAGCCCUUGGAGCCCUCGUUGAUUUGCUUGGCCCAGGGUUUAUCCUUCCACCAAACAGACGACUGCGGAAAUUCGAGUCGCAGCGUGGGUUACUCGGUGUUCUUCAGAAGCAUCGCAUUCACCAAUGGGCUGCUAGUGAAAACCUCCCAGUUGGCUUGUCCGAGGCCCACUUGGUUGUUUGGGCAUACGAGGACUGGAUGAAGUCCGCGUAUUUCAAGAUCGUCCAACUGCUUGAGGUCUGGUGCAACGAUGAAAUCGAACACUCUCGGAUGAAAUCCCUCGAUUUCGUCUACUGUUUGUUGAAGGAGAAGCCGGAACAAGAGACGAAUCUGCUGACACUGCUUGUCAGCAAGCUUGAGGACAAAGACCGAAAAAUAUCCUCCAAAGCAUCGUACCUCCUCCUACAAUUGCAGAACACACAUCCUGCGAUGAAGUUGAUUCUUGUCAAAACCAUCGAGCAACAGAUUUUGCUACGUCCCGGCCAAAACUCGCGAGCCAAGUAUAACGCCGUCAGCACCCUCAAUCAAACAAUACUGAGCAAUCGUGAUCCUAAGACUGCUGAGACACUGUUGGCAAUCUAUUUCGAGGUUUUCAUUGUGUUAUUGAAAAAGCCAAUGGUUGGGUUUGGUCUGCCUAGCGACUACCACAUGGAAAAGACCAACAAAGAGGCAGCUACCCGUACUAACGCUGAACAUGAGACUGCUGAGAAACUUGUGUCCGCUGUCCUGACGGGGAUUAACCGCGCCGUCCCUUUCGUGGCCGAUGAUAACCCUAUCCUCGACGCCCAUGUGGACACAUUAUUUCAGAUCGCCCAUUCGAGUAACUUCAACACAAGUGUCCAAGCACUGAUUCUUAUCCAACAGUUGUCUCUCCGAAGACAUGUUGCCUAUGACAGGUUCUACCGAACUCUGUAUGAAUCUCUUUUGGACCCGCGACUCAUGACAUCGUCGAAAAAAUCUCUCUACCUCAAUCUUGUACUUCGCUCCUUGAAAGCCGAUGUAGAUAGCCGUCGCGUCAAGGCUUUCAUGAAGAGGAUGACUCAGAUUCUCGGCCUACACCAAGCUCCGUUUGCUUGCGGGAUCCUUUAUAUCAUUUUGCAGCUACGGUGCCAGUUCCCCGACAUUAGAACGCUCUUCGAAGAACCGGAGGAGGAUGUCGGGAUUGAACAAGCUGCUCCACGACAUCCAAUUAUGCAUCGUCAGGCUGAAAGGAGCUCGCGCUCCUAUGACGGCCGAAAGCGAGACCCGGAACACAGCAAUUCACAAUACACUUGUCUCUGGGAGCUUAUUCCGUUCCUUGACCAUUUCCACCCAUCGGUUUCCUUCGCUGCAUCUAAUGUCCUCUCAAAUCAAGAGGCAAGCGCCACACCUGAUAUGGAAAGCCAUAGUCUCAUCCGGUUUUUGGAUAAGUUCGUGUACCGCAAUCCCAAGAACACGGAAUCUACGCGCGGGGUCUCGAUUAUGCAGCCUCUUUCCGGCUCUGGUGGUGUGAUCAAUAAAUUAUCUCAUGCCACUGGUACAACCGUGAACAAUCCCGCCUUCUGGGACAAAACGAUUGAUCGAGUCGCUGUCGAAGACAUUUUCUUCCAUCACUACUUCCAGCAAGUUGGCAAACGUACGCGGACCAGUUUCACAACCCAUAUCGAGUCACAAAGCGAAUCGGACAACGAUGAGGAGGUGUGGAAGGCGUUGGCCUCCUCUCAGCCUGACCACCGUAUGGAUGAAGUCGACGAUUCAGAUCUCGAUUUGGAUGUUUGGGACUACGACGAUGACAGCGAUGCAGAUCAAUCGCGGAACUCUCUCGGAGAAGGCACUGGGGUUCAGGACGUCAAUGAGAGCGAUGAUAGUGCAGAUGGAAAUGACUUCAAAGAGAUAAAUCGCACCUUCAGUAAGAGCCCGGAAGCCGAGACCAGAAGGGCUGCUGAAGAUACUGGAUCACUAUCUACGAGGAAGCUUAAGAGCCUACCAACGUUCGCCUCUAUCGACGACUACGCGGAAUUACUAGCUCUAGAGCCGGAGUCUUAGUAUUACCUAGGCCUUAAGGGGUAGGUUAUCUAAGCUGCUCUAGAAUAGAAAGCCUAUCCUAUCCUAUCUUAUUAACUUAGUUAGCUUUAUCCUUAGAAAUAUACUAUAUAUAUUAUUUAGUAUACUUUUAUAUAAAAUUUAC